Phycomyces blakesleeanus NRRL 1555(-) is the source of this 636-nucleotide messenger RNA. RefSeq lists its product as hypothetical. Gene Ontology annotation, cellular component: nucleolar ribonuclease P complex. Gene Ontology annotation, biological process: tRNA processing. Lineage: Eukaryota; Fungi; Mucoromycota; Mucoromycetes; Mucorales; Phycomycetaceae. Bases 1 to 636 code for a protein of 211 amino acids. The record is from RefSeq and is a predicted model, not a curated record. The transcript has a single exon.
AUGGUCAACAAUCAACAAUCAAGUAAACUUGGAUUUCUAUUCGAUGCUAGCCACAGUGUGUUUGGACAUUGUCCUUCACUUUCGAGAUUCUACAUGAGCGAAUUCCAACAAAACCUGUGUAAUUACGAUGCCAAACCUGCACAGGCAGUUGAACGAAUAGGCUGUCCUAGGUGUGGACAGAUCUACUCUCCGGGCUUCAAUACAACCGUUCGGCUAGAACCAUUUGGUACCAAGAAACGAAAACAAAUCCAGAAAACUAAACCAAAGAACAGACUUGUCUAUGAAUGUCACGCGUGCACUUUUAGAUUCUCAAUGGGAAGAUCGAUCAAGGCAAAGAUUCCUACUGCUUCUCUUGAACCAAAUCAAAUCAAAGGAUCCGUUACUGCGCAAACACCGGCAAGCACUGUGCCGAAUGAUAAAAAGAAUAUGAAUAUAACCAAGAACAGUAACAGUAACAAUAGUCUUAGUUCUAGUGAUCAAUCUGCAAAUAACCUACACUCAAACAAAAAGACACUCAACAAUCCUAUCAAAAAGAAGACCAAGGGAAAGAGUGCAUUACAGGCUAUGCUUGCAAAGAGUAAAGAAAAUGCAGGACCAAAUAAGCUUGGUCUUAAUGAUUUCUUAUCUUCUUUGUAA